Caenorhabditis auriculariae is the source of this 5908-nucleotide messenger RNA. NCBI's taxonomy places the organism in Eukaryota, Metazoa, Nematoda, Chromadorea, Rhabditida, Rhabditidae. The record is from the annotation of a GenBank genome assembly.
AUGAUCUUUCAACUUUUGAUUGGGCCAACUGGGGUCUCUUCCGAAGACCCAGCGACUUGUCACAGUCGCCAUGGUCACACGUUUUUGCGUCAGGAAGCCGGAAGACGAUCACCUGGCCCAGAAAUCACCUGGACCAGAGAGAUAAAGGCCGCCGAGGCUAAUGAGAGGAGGCUGGCAGCCACAUAUGGCCGAUGUCUGACCUUGCUUCGCGCACCUUUCUUCCUCUUCUUCUUUUUCUGUCCUACCUGGUCCGAUUUUCUCGCGCGCGCACAGGCACGCGUCCACUCCGUCGUUCCUUUCACGUAAGCGGUCAAUCCAAAAUCCCGACAUUUAAUUUCAAUGACGUCAUUCAUUUCCCCUCAGAAAACUGUUUCCUAAAUAAUUUUCCAAAUUGAAAUAAUACUUGUCCUAUCUUUGGUGACUGAUAAAAGUUUCCAUGUAACCUUGAAAAUUUGCCGAGUUGAAACUUCUGCAAAUGAAUCGCGAAUGUCUGUGGACCAUCUGGAAAUGAUUCACUGUAGUCCGAAAAAAAAAAUGUUUUUUUGGAAGCAGCUGCUACAUUUUUUGACCCCUACAUUUUAUUGAGCUCUCAUACGAAAUUAUCAAAAUGAACUUUCACAUGGUUUAGCUCUUAAAAUCGUUUUCUGCUAAAAAGUUUGCUUGUUUCGUUACACAUUUGAUAAUAGUGUACAAAUUUUAAAAAUUUCAGCAUCAUCCAAAUUUUUUUUUUAAUUUAUGGAAUGUUUUUUUGUUGUUAUUUUUUUCAACAAACAAUAUCUUAAAAAUUACAGGAAUCUCGACCGGAUGAAGUGGCACCCCAAAAAUGAUUCGAUAAAGCGGCGAAAUUUCAUAAAAAAACAAAAGAAAGGUUCCUUUUUUUCGUUUUUCUAUGUUUUUCUUUUUAUUAAUUUUUUUAAAAAAAAUGAGGUUUUUCGAGUUUAUGAAAUUUCUCAAGUUGACAUUGCAUGAAAAACCUUUUCGAACUCUCCGAAAAACUUUAUUUUUCGAACUAAUCAACGAAAAAAAAAGAUUAACUUUCUAUUAAACGUUUGAAUUCUCGAUAACUUUCAAGAUCCGCCAUUUCGAUUCAUUCAAAAAUCUCCCUCGCAUUUGAAAUUUCUGGCACAUUCGUUCUUUUGAAGCGAAUCGAUUUGUUUCCUUUUUGGGCUGAAUCGAAAUGUUUGCAAUCGCAAAAAGAAAGUGUGCGCAAACAAAAAAGUGCUUGGGCUAAACAUUUCCAUUCAUUCCCAUUCAUUUUAUUUUUCUGCCCUACUCUUUAGUGAGUGAUUAUAACUGCAAUGCAAUCAGAAGACGUGGAACGGCCCCGUAGUGACUCUUUGCCGCAAGUGAGAGCUUCGAGUAGUUAAAGAACAUGAGCAGAAAUCUCGAACAUUUUCAGCUCUUAUCCUAUUUUUACUUUUAUUCUUGGGAUUUCAGACAGAAUGGCGAAAAUAUAGCGCAAAAAGCAACAUUUUUUUUUUCAAAAUUGAGAAUGUUUAUUUCUCGCUUUUUGAACUCAAUGUAGAUAAAAUUGUGAUAAUUAUUUCUUCAGAAAUUUUGAAAAAUGCAGCUUAUUUUUCAGACUUCCAAAAAAACUAUAAUUUUUUUAUCUCCAGAUCUUUGAACUUCAUUGUCCAUUCUCUUUUUUCUUCGUGGCUCACAGGAUUUUGGGACCUGUCAUAUUUUUCUUGAAUGUAUAUUUUGAUAGAUGUUUUUUUUAAAGUCAAAAGAGGUUUCACUUUUCAUUUUCUUUUCCUUCAGAAAAAGUGAGUCCAUGAGAAAAAAAAAUGAAAUUUUAAGACAUAAUCAGCGAAAAGUUCAUUUUGCUGAUCGAAAAUCUUGAGUUGGAGUCGGCAGUGCCGAUAGGCGGCCAAGUAGGAGGAAGUGGGGUUAUCAGCCUUAUCGAUUGGUCAACAGGGCGCAUUACUCAGAUGUCGUGGUUAUUCCGGAGUCUGUCGGCGCGGCUGCGUCGCGGCUCAGUGGUUCGGGCUCCGAUGGCCGGCGACUCGACCUCCAGCAAGCUGGACCACAAACGCUUCGCCAUGUGCAAGAUACUCCUGCUCGACGGAACUCACCUCAACAUCGUUAUCUCGGUGAGCCUUUCAAAGUAUUCCAGUUGAUAAAUUUGAAAGAGAAUGUUGAAUAAAAAUAUUGAAGCCAAAACUUGCAACUUAAAAUUAAAUAGACGCUUGAAAGGCACAUUAGCUUUUUCCUCUGAACCGUGUCAGACAGAUAAACUGAUCAACGUUAUCUUUUCUUAUGAAUACAUCUAAUAAAAGUCCUCUGUUUUGGACAGUCAUUUUUGUAGCGAUGGAGAGACGGAAACCAGUUGUUCUUUUCUUUCUCACCUUUUCUGCGAAUAAAAGUCGUAAAAUGCACGAAAAAACAACAUAUUUGAAACAGUCAUAUUAAGGUGUUGGCGUAUUUACCAGUUUUAUUUCUUUUUUUUUUUCUUCUUUUUAAAAUUUCUCCCAGUCUUUGUAAAAGUUAUGCUUUUUGUGUGUUUUUAAAUUUUUCCAAAAAAAGAAAAUUCGUGCUUAAACAAUUUUCUAUUUUUUCAAUCAACCAAGAAUUGAAGAGUGUAUGUCCAGAAAGCUGUGUCUAAUAAUUGAAAGAGAAUAUUUUUCAAAGAUAAUUUUCCGUGAAGGCUUCAAGAGAACACGUACAACUUCUAAAAGUAAACAGAAUAUUUUUCAAAAUUUUAAUUCUGCAUAGUCUAUUUUUUAAGUUUUCUGUAAACAAAUCAGACUAAUCGUCCGAGAAUAAGUCUAUUUUCCUUCAUUUUUAAAAUUUAAAAAUUACUGAACUUUUAUCGAACAUUGAUAUGGUAUCAAGUGCGGCAAGUUUCAAGAGUUAAAAGAAAAAUUGUUUCUCUUUAAUUGAUGUAUUGCUUUUGAUUGAGCAAGAAUUAGAUUAAAAACUGUUUUAAAACUUUUUUGCAUGUUCAAAAGUUUUGGUUACGCCACUUAAAAGUUUCUCUUUGAGAAGCUUUUGCAUUAGGCUCAAAAUCCUCAUGGAAAAGCAAAAAUUUAUUCAUGAUUUGAAGCGAAAUGCUCUGGGGAGUGAACUUUACGACGAGGUUUUCUACUCGUUGGACCUCGAGGAACGCGAUUAUUUUGGACUUCGAUUCACCGAUCACUACAAUGUCCAGGUUUGGCAGUGGAAAACAGAAACACAGUUUUCAUGUUUACCGUUACGAUAGUUUUCUACUGUGUGCUAGUUUCUCUCUCAUCAUUUAAUUGAACGAGCUUUUUUUGAUGAAUCGAGUGAAAGCCAACGUUUUUCGCGCAAUGUAGAUUUAUGUUUUUUUUUACUGCAGCACUGGCUGGAUCCGACAAAGAAAGUAGUGAAGCAGGUGGACAUUGGUCCACCUUACACACUCCGGUUCAAAGUCAAGUUCUACACGUGCGAGCCCGGCAGCAACCUGAAGGAAGAGCUCACCAGGUGUGGCUCAUCUUUUGGUUUUUUCUGAACGAAAAGUGCUCAGAUACCAGUUCUUCCUGCAGCUCAAACAGGAUAUUGCCCAAGGCAGACUUCCUUGCAGCCGACCUGUCGCUGUAGAACUCGCCGCCUAUGCUCUUCAGUGUUAGUUUCCCCUUCCAUUUCUGAUGUGACUAUUGUAAAACUGCAGCCGAGCUGGGAGAUUACAAUCCUAUGGAACACACAGCCUUGUUUGUCUCCGAGUUCCGGUUCCAUCCAGAACAAGAUGAGAAGAUGGAGGUCGAGAUUCUCGAGCGGUUCAAGGCUUGCAAGUGACUUUCCCCUCAUUUUUCCGAUAAAGCGUUGGCGCUUCCAGAGGUCAAACGCCAGCUCAGGCAGAGAUGAACUUUCUGAACAGAGCUCGGUAUUUGGACAUGUACGGCGUGGACAUGCACGUUGUCGAAGGAAAGGAUGGCAACACGUGAGUUUGGAUUCUCUCGAUUUUCACCGAGAGAUCUGUAGUUACCACCUUGGUCUGACGCCGCAGGGAAUGCUCGUGUUCGACGGUGAGCAGAAGAUCGGUCUUUUCCUCUGGGAAAAGCUGCAGAAGCUCAACUUUCGCAACAAGAGAAUCACGUUGGUCGUCGAAGAAGACGCUGAUCAAUCGGUUACCUUUUCAAAAAUAAGUGCAAAAAACCAAAAAAAGUUCAGAACAACGGUCAGAUCCAGCUGCACACUUUUGUUUUCAAUUUGACCUCUGAAAAGGCCUGCAAACACUUUUGGAAGUGUGCCAUCGAGCAGCACACGUUUUUCCGGUUGAAAGCGAGGCCGACGACGAGUUCGCAAAGGUCGCAGCUCUUCCGACUGGGCAGCACUUUCAAAUACAGGUAACUGUGCUCAUCAUCUUCCUCUGUUAGCCACAGCACAGAGGAAGAUGAUGAGAAGAAUGCUUGGUGUGACUCUAAUGGAUAGAAGAUCAAACAGUUGGCUCCACGAAAGAUUGAAGAUGCGUGAUGCUCGAAUGGUUGCAACAAGAAGAAAAUGGUUCUUCGCAAAGAAAAUCGUGACGGGAGAAGAAACGUGGGCAAAGAAGAUCGUAGAAUGGCGGCCCUGGGAGAAGAAAAGAUCUGUUGGACGACCACGAGCACGUUGGCGAGAUGACUUCCGAAGCGUUCUUGGGGAGAAUUGGUCGACCGUUGCGCGCAACAACAAGGAGCUCUUCAAAUCUACCAGGAUUCAGCAGAGCCUUUUUGAUUACUCUGAUGUCUGAAUAAAUUGAAUUAAAUUAACUGUGGAGUUUCAGUCCAAGAAGAAGUUUCCGAUUAAGGGGCCGGACCGAGUACGAAACUAUCCACAAGGAGGGCGCGCGGCUCUCGCGGCGGUCCACUUCGACUUUCGAACGACGGCCUUCGCAACGGUACGGCGCCAGACAGAGCCACGCCAACGCGCGAGAAGCUCGACGCUCCGAAAUCCGUCAGCAGGUAAAUCUAUUGUUUUUCACUCACUAAUCUCCGUUUUUGAUUUUGACCCAGUGCAAAUCGUGGUAAUAUUUACCAAUCUUGCUUCUCAAAUAAGGCUUCUUUCCCACGUAAAAAAAAACCGCGAAAUAGCUUUAAAUAAUAUUUUUAAAAGUGUAUAAGAUAUUUCAAUAUAUUUUUGAUGACAUUGAUUAUCGUUAAUAAUCGAGACAGAAGCUGUCAAGUUGAAAAAAAACGGAAGGAUCAAGUUGCAGAUCGAAAACUCUCUGCAACAGAAAAGAGUUCCUGACGUGGCGGAACCCUUGGAAGAGCCGCGGAUGAGGUCCUCGCAGAUCCCUGUCGUCGGACUCCCAAAAGACAUUUCCCAAGACUUCACUCCUCCCACAAGGUCGGUCUGAUUCUGCUUUGAGAGCUUCGAUGAUAAAAAGUUGGUGACUGUAUAUAAUAGUUAAUUUAUUAAUUUAGUGAACUUGAAAGCUUUGGAAGACAUUUUGAUACUGUUCAUGUAGGUUUUCUUCGAACCUUAGUCGUCACGACGAAAAAUCUUCCGGAAAGAGGAGAUGAGCUCUUUUUUUUUUACAGGUCCACGAGCUACGGCCACGUGACAAACAUCACAGUGGGAAAUAGCGACAUACAGUCGGUAAUCCCAUUUUGAGAUUUCGAAACCUCAGUCACUAUUUCCAGAGAUCAGAAAAAAGACCAGAAAUUCUGGAACAUUUUUCAGCGUCAAGGAUCCCUCGACCCAGCAUUCCCCCAAAUGUAAGCUGCUUUCGAAAUUUUUUGAAAAAAAAUAUAUAAAAAGCAUCCGCUCAAGUUUUUUGAUCAUUGUUUAAUGAGGGAAGUUUUGACUUUCAGCCCCCACCAACGACUGCGGCGACGAGCUUUUCACAACAAAACGAGGUUUGUUUGGCUUCCUACUUGCCCGAACCUUCUCUGGUUUUCAGCCAAGUCGGAUACCUCGGUUCGAGGCGCGACGGCCGACCAACAAGCGAAUCGUUACCGAUUUGUAA